Messenger RNA from Nelumbo nucifera (sacred lotus), 2595 nucleotides. Its product is annotated as polygalacturonase inhibitor (DUF639). The record is from RefSeq and is a predicted model, not a curated record. NCBI's taxonomy places the organism in Eukaryota, Viridiplantae, Streptophyta, Magnoliopsida, Proteales, Nelumbonaceae.
CAAACACAGCAUUAGAGAGAGAAACCUAUAAAUAAUUCCAGUGACUUCGUUGAGCUUGAACGAACCAUAUUGUUAAAAAGUAAUCAGAAUAUGCAUUUGGCGGGGAUCACCCCAUGAUUAAUCCAUCCAAAUAUAUUCCUUCCAUGUUCAUACUUUGCUUCGCCUGCACUGCGAGUAAGAAGAAGCUUUGACUGCGUUUCAGGAAACCAGGGUUCUAACCUCUACAUCUUCCUCCGCUCCUCGGUUCUCUCCAAAUGGAGAAUGGGAUCGGGAUAAUUGAGGGUUUCAUAAGGCAAAAGUCCAUUACGUCCCUCUUCCGCAGUGGUCGAAAGUCGGAAGAAGAGACGAGCGAUGACUUUUCCAAGCCCAUCCCUCAACUAUCUCCUAUCGCUAAUUCCGUCGUCAGUCGUUGUUCCAAGAUUCUUCAAAUUCCAACAGAAGAAUUGCAACAUUGCUUCGAGACUCAGCUGCCUGAGCAUGCUCAGCAUGUUUCUACUUAUGCUCGAAAUUUGCUAGAAUUCUGCUCAUAUCAAGCACUCAAUGUGUUGACUCAACGCCCAGAUUAUUUGAGUGAUAAAGAAUUCAGCUUAUUGACAUAUGAUAUGAUGCUUGCAUGGGAAGACCCUGGUGUUAAGAGCGAGCCUGAGCCCUUACACAAAGGAGAUGAAUCUUGCAAUGUUCAGGAAAAUGAGAAUGAGGAUGGAUGGUCAUUUUUUUAUUCAAAUUCAACAAACAUGGCUGUUCAGGUUGAUGACAAAAAAACUGUCGGACCAGAGGCUUUUGCACGAAUUGCUCCUGCUUGUGCUGCUGUAGCGGAUAUAAUUACAGUGCACAAUCUUUUUGAGGCACUCACAAGCUCUUCAGGUGGCCAGCUUCAUUUUUUCAUAUAUAACAAGUACCUUGGAAGCCUUGACAAGGUGAUCAAAAAUGCAAAAAGUGCCUCAGGGUUGCCUUUAGCUUCCAGCCUUACACUUGCUGAAGGAGAGGUCAUCCUAGAUGUUGAUGGUUGUGUUCCCACUCAACCAGUUCUGCAACAUACUGGCAUCUCUGCAUGGCCUGGGCGCUUGACACUGACCAAUUAUGCUUUGUACUUUGAAUCACUGGGAGUUGGUUUGUAUGAAAAGGCUGUUAGAUAUGAUUUAGCAACAGACCUGAAGCAGAUCAUAAAGCCUGAAUUGACUGGACCUUUGGGUGCUCGUCUCUUUGAUAAAGCUCUGAUGUAUAAAUCAACAGCUAUACCAGAACCUGUUUACUUGGAGUUUCCAGAAUUCAAAGGUAGUUCACGGAGGGACUAUUGGUUGGAAAUUAGUCUUGAGAUUCUAUAUGCUCACAAAUUUAUUAGGAAAUACAAACUCAAACAUACUCAGCAAGCAGAAGCACUUGCAAAGGCCAUCCUAGGCAUCUAUCGAUACCAUGCUGUGAGAGAUGCUUUCCAUAUUUGCCCGUCCCAUUAUAAGACUUUACUUGCAUACAACUUAGCAGAAAAGCUUCCAGGGGGAGAUACCAUUCUGGAAACUUUAUCAAGACACUUAGAAAUACUGAAUUCUGGUAUGUCUCAAGAUGAUGCCAUUGAGAGUUCAUCAGUUGACAUGAAACGGCAGCCUUCAUUGUCCCUGGUGUCAUUUAUUACACUCACUAGACUUGGCUUCAUGUUACCAAAACUGUUAGAUGUGGAGGUAGAAGCAAAGUUCCUGGAGAGGGAUAUUUGGGUUGGUAAAAUAAAUCCUUUGGAAUUGGCCGUGAAGCAAUUGAAAUGUAACACUGGAAGAGCUGAGGCAGCACAGGAAACCGUGAAUCAAGUGAAAGUGGAGGGAAUUGAUACAAACAUAGCUGUGAUGAAGGAACUAUUAUUCCCAGUAGUUGAAUUAUUUCAGCGGCUUCAGUUUUUGGCUUCUUGGGAUGAUCCUUUUAAGUCAGCAAUGUUUCUGGUGGUGAUUUGUUACACAAUUUUCAGGGGUUGGAUCAGGUACAUUAUCCCUUGUAUUUUUGUAUCCAUUGCGGCUUUCAUGAUUUGGCACAAGUUUUGCAACAAAGGGAAGCCAUUGGAAGCUUUCAUAGUUACAGCUCCUCCAACUCGAAAUGCUGUAGAACAACUGCUAUCAUUACAGGAAGCAAUUUCUCAAUUUGAAACACUGGUUCAAGCUGGAAAUAUUAUUCUCCUCAAGCUAAGAGCACUCUUGUUUGGUGCUCUUCCUCAGGCUACAGACAAGGCUGUUGUGUUUUUUAUCAUCAUGGCUGCAGUCUUUGCAUUUGUGCCUCUAUGGUUUCUGAUCAUGAUAGUAUUUCUUGAGGCAUUCACAAGGGAAAUGCCUUUGAGGAAAGAUCUCAGCGAUAGGUGGUUAAGGCGGGUUAGAGAAUGGUGGAUCGGGAUUCCAGCAGCCCCAGUUCAGCUAAUCAAACUUGAAGACAAGAAACGAAAAUGAAUAAUUCUUUGGACGGAGAGAGGUUCCUCUCCUAAUAGUCAUAGCAACUUGAAUAUCUCUUUUCACCUGUUCUUUGUAAUUAGUGUGUAAUUAUCUGGUUAUAAAGUUAAGUGUGCUUUGUCAAACUAUAUGGACUGGAAAUACAAAAUAAUAUGCCAAUGCUUUACAAGGA